AUGGCUAACAGAAGCUGCCUCACAGGAGAAGCCGAACCUCGACGCUCCGUCAGAGCCACCAAAGGCCAGCAUACCAAGGCCUUUGACGAGCUGGAGCCCCCGGUGCCGAAACGUCGACAGACCAAGAAGAACAAGAAGGCGCAGGUGCCGGAGAAGGAACAGUCGCAGGAGCCCGAGGAGGUGAUCCGCUGCGUCUGCGGCGCCACCGAGCAGGACGAAGACUCGAACGAGGCCUGGAUCGCGUGCGAGACGUGCCUCGUGUGGCAACACAAUGUCUGCGUCGGCGUGAGCUCGUACGAGGACGAGAUCCCCGAGCACUACUGGUGCGAGCAGUGCAAGCCCGAGAACCACCGGGAGCUGCUGGACGCCAUUGCUCGCGGCGAGAAGUUGUGGGAGGAGCGGCGAAAGGCGCACGAGGAGGAGGCCGAGCGCAAGAAGAAGCGCGGCGGCCGCAAGAAGGGGAAGCGAGGCAGCGACAUCCGCGAGGAAGCCGAUAGGGACGCGGCUCAGGCCAAGGCAUCGCCGACCCCGGAUGCGGUCGCGAGGGACAAAAAGGACGUGACGGGCGUGGCCAAGCAGGGCAAGCGAAAGGCGAGAGAGGACUCGCAGGAUGGCGAUGGAAAGACUACCAAGAUGCGCCGAGUAUCAGAGGAUGAGGCUGUGGCUUCUGCCUCUGCCUCUGCGUCCGCCUCUGGCGCCGCGUCUCCCCAGGUCAAGUACACGCCUCCACCAGACUUGACCACGGCCAUUCAGGAUCUCCCCGGCACGCGCGUCGGCCCUGCGAAGGCGCUGAAGAAGUCGCUGGUUCAUGUCAUCACAUCCCUCUCCAAGAGCGGCCACAUCCAGCUACCAGCGGAUGAAAGCGCGGAAUCCCUCGCCGAAAAGUACGCGCUCCAGAUCGAGCGCGCCGUCUUCGACACGCACCCGCUCUCCAAAGGCCAGAAGGAGUACAGUCAGCAGAUAAAGUCGCUGUCGUUCAACCUCAAGAACAACCCCGAGCUGUUCCAGGGCCUUUGGGCGCACGAGCACUCGCCCAUGACGCUCGCCGUCAUGACGUCGGAGCAGCUUGCGUCGUCUGAGCUGCAGAGGCAAACUGCGGAGAUGAAGGCCAGGGCCGAGAAGCAGUCCAUCCUGUACACAUCCGAAACGGGGCCUCGGGUUAGACGCACGCACAAGGGCGAGGAAAUCGUUGAAGACGAGAGCCUCAUCACCAGCGAUGCACCCAUGCCAUCAGCUGGAGGGCCUCGCGCGGGAGCAGAGGAGAGACAGGGACAAUCGGAUCGAGAAAGGGGGCAACAGCAGCAGCAGCAGCAGUAUCAGCAGGAGCAACAACCGCAUCAGCACCGCUCGCCCAGCCAGUCGAAUUUCGACAUAGGCAAGGUCUUCUCCUCCGUCAAAUCUCCCACGGCUGCUCACCGUCGCCGUCCUUCUGCGCCGGUCCUGAGCACGAACGGCCCCGGAUUCGAUCCCGACGUCGACCGGAUGCUGCAGGACGAGAACGAAUCGCCCCCUUACUCGCCCACGGAGGAAACCUUGGAUCCGGACGUCGUCUGGCGCGGCUCCCUGGCGAUGAGCUCCAUUGCCGACUUCGAGGCAACGGCCAAGCACAUUGGAGGCGCCAACUUUGCGUCGUUUGGCCCCUGGUCGAAGCUGAUCCCGCGCCAGAUGACGGUGGCCGGUCGAAUCCCCCAGCAGGCCGCCAUUGAGUACCUGUGCAGUCUGCGAUACAGCAAUCUGACCGAUAUCAUCGUUGUCAACAUCACGCCCACGUCGCCGGACGCGAAGCAGGAGUUUAACAAUCUCAUCAACUACUUUGUCAGCAAGAACCGAUAUGGCGUCGUCGGCAAUAAGGUCGCCGGCAACGUCAGGGACACGUACCUGGUGCCUGUCCCUGCGGGCGAAGAUGGUCACCCCGAGUUUAUGCUCAACCUGGUGGACAACUACAUCCCCAAGUCCAGGGCCGAGCCCAUGCUGCUGGCCGUCUUUGUCUACCGCAGUGAGCCGGAUCAGCUGAAGCAGCUUCUCAACAACGAGGCGGCCAUUGCUGCUGCUGCGUCGUCUGCGGCGUCGACGGGGUCGCAUCCCGCGAAUGCUCAGCCUCCGCCACCUCCUGCUCCUACGCCCGCCGGAUACAGCCAGCGAAGCAACUCCAUUUCAGGCCCGGCCUUUUCACCCGCCACGCCUCAGAUGGCCUCCACUCCUUUCCCCAACGCGCCGCCGCCGCCGCCCAACGGCCACGGACAGUCUGCCACCCCGGUUCCCAUCCCCCAGCCGCCACAUGUCAACCGCCCUGGGCCUUCUCCCCAUAACGCUCAGAUGCCGUCUUCAACUUCAUCUCAGACAACGCCGCCUAUGCAGCACCAACAGCAGGCACCGGACGACCAGAGAAAGCAGGCUCAGCAGGAUGCGGGCGUGAUCACUGCGAGAGAGGUGCUGGGGCCGCUCAUCAGCGUACCUACUGUGCAGUUCAUUCUCCCGCAGGCGUAUCAGAUGACGAGGCGGGAAUGGGAGGUGAUCAAGGUCAUUAUUGAAAGAGAUCCGCGCGCUAGAGACGAUCUGAAGUAUUUGGCCGACUUACUCGAGAAGGAGGGGACUGCAGGAGGGAACGGAGGCAAUGGGAACGGAAAUGGGAAUGGGAAUGAGAAUAGUCAAGGUGCAGCAGCAGGAGCGGCAGCAACAGCAAUACCGCAGGUUGUAGCUGGAGUGGCUGCAGUAGGAGUAGGGGGAGGGGGAGGAGGAGGAGGAGAAGGAGGAGGGCCGCCCCAGCCUGUGAAGAAGGCUUAGAGGGAAAAAUCCCAUGGGAGAGGGGAUGAAGAAAGGGGG
This is a messenger RNA of Trichoderma reesei QM6a, 2823 nucleotides long. RefSeq lists its product as uncharacterized. The transcript has 3 exons. Lineage: Eukaryota; Fungi; Ascomycota; Sordariomycetes; Hypocreales; Hypocreaceae. The record is from RefSeq and is a predicted model, not a curated record. Gene Ontology annotation, molecular function: RNA polymerase II transcription regulatory region sequence-specific DNA binding. Gene Ontology annotation, cellular component: nucleus. Bases 1 to 2784 code for a protein of 927 amino acids. Gene Ontology annotation, biological process: DNA-templated transcription; transcription elongation by RNA polymerase I; transcription elongation by RNA polymerase II.